GUAGGUGUCAAUUUCUUGCGGGCUGCCGUACACUUUCGGGGGAUCAGCCAGUUAAGACCUAUACUAGGUCUGACAAAGACAAGUCCUCCGGAGUAGGGCUAGAGGGACAGGCGGAGGAGAAACCGAAGAAGAAGAGGCCUAGCUUGGUCCAACGAGCACGAACGGUGGCGGACAAAAUUCAUAAUCAACCGCUCAGGAUCAUGGGUCUGCUAGGCACAGGCGGGAAGAAUAGGCACUGGGCCGUGGCAGUGGCGAAAGUCCUAUUCUCAAGAAUCAACGACGGCACCCUGAAAUUAUGGCAGUCACGCAUACCUGACGGCCAUGUGAAGGACAAGAGGCUAUACGCCAAGAGGGUUUUGAAUAUGGUUCGACUCUGGGCCUACAACGAGGUAGAGACCACAUCCCAAGAACCUACAGAUGGGAAGAGAACCGACGACGAAGACGACACUGAGGUAGCGGAUUGCCACGAUCGCGUGGAGUGGGCGGGUCACGAUCACCUUGCUCGAGAUGCUUUUUCCAAACUCAUAGUUUCCGGCCAUAUGGCUGCAAGCAUCCGAGCGGGGGGAGUGUGUCCCUUCUGCCUAUACCAUGAAAUCAAAGGCGACUCUGUGCCUGAGACAAUCACCUUCGACGAGAGAGAACCGCGAAACAUGACUCCAGACGACAUGUUCGAGCGUCUAGCAGGAGGUCCAGUCAACAAGGGCUGGUUGGAGGCAGCGGCGCUGGCGCACAAUAAAGAGAUGCACUCCACGAAUGGGAACAUUGAUACACUGCACGGUAGCUACCCUAGCAGAACAGAGGUCAUCAAACACUCCCGUACCAUGUUCUGGGAUAAGGAGACCGUCCAAGUGGAGCCUGUGCCCAGACCAGGGCAAAACAUAAACCGCCUAAUGCGCCACCUCCCCAGGCUGUAUUACAGCAGAGAUAUUGGGGUGGGCCAUCAAGCUUCCACCAUAGCAGGGACGCUGCACCAGUUCUUUGGAGAUGCGGGUGACGUCUCGCUUGUAGAGGACAACCUGGGCAACAAUGUGUUAUCCAGCAGUGUGAGGACGAGCGUGGAGGACAUACCGACUGAAGGAGGAGGCAGAGGAGUAGGGAACGGGGGUAGUCAAGAUACAUCCCACGCAGAGGACCAAGACCACACGAACGCAGGGACAUCAGCGAUCGUGGACACUGGAGAUAGCCAAAUCAACGAGGUCCGUACGGCGUUGAUAAUGCCCGGGGCAGGUCUAGGCGGAGUAGAGGGGGAGGUGCGAUGUACCCAGUGUACACGGGAACACGAAAGAGAGACAAUUAACAGCACCUCCACUGGCAAUGAGAGUUGUGAUAGAAGAAGACUCAUAAAACAACUCAAGUGGAUAGGUGUAGGUGUAGACACACGCAGAAAUCAUGGUGCGCUAGAAAGGACUGGUGCGGGGGAUAAGAUGAUAGAAGCUGGAGUUAACCCGCAGCCGUCAACCCCUGGACUCAUCAAUCCCUCAAAGGGAAUCUAUACAUACGGUUUCCUGGCCAACACCACCCAGCUAGCGACUGCAGUAGAUAGGGCCGUCGCUGGUGAGAAUCACGACUAUCGAACGUUGGCACUGAAAGUAGAUCUUUACGACGAGCUACGUGAGAUUAGGGUGGUCCAACCAUCGGGUGUGGACUAUGCGUGGUGUACAAGGGGACCGGACGAUCAGGUCGCCGAACGGCCCUACAGGUUAAGUUUAUCCACGCUCGGUGACUGGCAUUACGAUGCCAUUUUUGUAAAUACUGACGUGUUAGAAUGGAGCAUUAGGCAAGGGGGAUCUAUCAGGGUGGGGGGGAAUAACGGGGGACGUUGGUCCCUUAAUGAUCCGGACAUCAAGUUCAUACCUGUGGGAGAGAACGGAGAUCCCUUAUUGUACGGACGCGACAUGUGGAUUUUAAGCCACCUCAAGUACCCACUAAUGUGGGUUCUAGACAAAAUGGAAAUGCAGGUGUUGGGGGAAGAAGGCCGUAGAGAAGAGUUUUUCAUAAGGACUGCAGGCCUGGUAGAUAUACACGAACCUGCGACGAAAAUCAUCUUCGUAACCCCCACGAAGACAACUGACACCGUGACCUUAGCGGGUCGCGAGUACCCCGUAGUCACGACGAACUAUAAGGGGGAAAUGCCGCAGGGUAGGGACAUACCAGCUUAUGAUAUGGAUUGUACUAUAACCGAUAUGCUGCAUAGGGCCUUAGAGUCUGCAUAUCCUCUGAGGGUUGCCUUUGACGCGUAUACCAAGCCGUAUUUCCCGAAGGGCAUAAACUGGCAGGAGAUUAACUCACUGUCGGUGAUGUUAACGGUAAGGUGGCACCAAAAGAUAGAGGGUGUCCACAACGAUGAGACCACGACAUACAUAGGUGCAUCGAGGAAUGUGUUAGAAGCUAUCGGUUUAAAGCCCAACGAUAGUAUAAAUGAGAGAUCCUACGGGGGAUAUGGGAGUAAAAACAGCGUCAACGGGAUCGAUCAGAGAUUUGUGCAAAGGAGGACAGCCAGGGAGAAUUACUCAAUAUUGCUAGGCAACUGGGGCAACAUGGCAAGCCUAGCAGUAGCGACGGGCUAUGCUACAUUCGACACUCGCAAUGUUGAGAAACCAAGCGCCACUAGAGCAAGGUGCUUCAGCGGAGGGAUAGACAGAUUGAGCCGCGGAGCCUAUCUAAGGAAAGGCUUUGAACAAUUCAAAAAAUCGGCAGCCCAUACCGAGCGGAUAGCCUUCCCCGGCGAGGUAGAUUACUCACUGAACUAUUGGGUGAAUAUCAUCAGUGGAGCAGGGGGUGAGGACAAAGGAUAUACAACAGAAUGGUUUGCCCGAACUUUCCUGACGCCACAUGUAACCUGGAAUUGGAAUAUGAACAGCGCAGCUAGGACUGGGGGGAUAGCCACGAUGACAGGGAUAAGAACGCCAUCAUCGUGGAUGCGAACCGUCGAGAAUACCGAGUGGUCGGAGUUCAAAAUUUGCGGGACUAGUAGGUCCGGGAAUGACGCCUAUGCACUCGACGAUACGGGUGGAAGGUGGACAGAGAAUUGCUACCGACAAUUCGGGGAGGGAAAUGACGAUUGGCAGCUGGAACAGGCCCUAUGCAGGAUAGACUUGACAACGGAAGGGGUCGAUUGGGGUUUGACGUAUGAGACGCACCCCAAUUACGAGCGGUUGGACGGAUACUCCUUCGUGGUAGACUCAAGCCACGGAGGGAGAAUGGCUUGGGAAAUGGGGUGGCGCGAAUUGGGUACCGUCGUACCUAAAGCGGACCGGUGGGGAUGGGGUCUGCAGGUGCGGAUCAAGGACUUUAGGAAGAAAAAACUAAGGACGUUAGUGCUACCGGUGGGAUUAGUGCGCACUAUGACAGGAAACACGUACGGUGACGGUACCAUAAUAUACAGAGGCGUCAGGGAUGGUCCUACCACAGGCAUCCAGCAGCACUAUCUGGGCAGGUUGAUGGGGAUAGAUGGUGACGCUUUUGAAACAAGAGAGGAUAUGUUAAAAGGGACGGCUGCCCGUAGCGCCCGCGGGAGGCAGGAACAAGGAAAUGACGCAGGAGGAGCGGAUCAUCUGGCUGGAGCGGGAGCUGGAGGAGGCGCGACUCGCGAGGGGAGCGAAAGACAGAGCUGCAGCGAAUCCAAGCGAUCUGGACAGCACGGUCAACGAGGAGAAAAAGAGGGACGUGCUACUAAAGAGGAGUCCAGAUAUGACAACGCCUUCAGGAGUUGUAGAGGCUGUGGUCAGCCGGCCGGAUGGCGUGGACGAGCAUGGGAAGAAGGAGGAACAGUCCACCUUCAGUGCAGCUGCACAGAGGAGAGCAGAAUAGAAUGGAAGGAGCCAGCAUCAAUAUGGCCGGAAUGGGUAUGGUCACCAGCCCUCUUUAAAUAGAGAAAGGGGAGAAGAUAGCCGAACAACAAUUAGAGAUGGGAAUUGACAUGGACUGCGGAUGUGGGCAUAGGGCAUGGAACGCGGAAUAUGACGAGUUUGCCCUUAAGAAUGUCAAAAUGUAUAUCAACUGUAGGAAGGAGUGCAUGGGGUGUAAGCUUGGGAGGGGCAUGCUGGAGGACGGAGUCCACAUGCUUGUAAGAACAGCCUACCCCCGUAGAGGGGAGGUGUUAUAGCCCUGUGAAAGGGCUAAAUUCCUUGCCAUUUGUCGCUUUUUUUAAUUCGCGCUUGGUAACAGCCAACGAGCAUCAAAUUGUGAUGACCCAUCAGUUCGACACCUCAGGCCGUGGGACCGAUAUGCGUUCGAAAUGCGGCGCGUGUCAAAAUGACGACUAAGCAUUUCGACGAUAUUAAGGUAUUCCGAAAGACCGUCAAAGACCGGGACACGUGGAAAUCAUUCAAGGUGAAUUGAUUGCUGACUUCUAGCAUUUAGGCUAUAAAGCCUGGGGGUCGGCCCCCGCACUCCAGUUUUGAUUGUGGAUUCUUAACCCGCGACUCUGCCCGAGUCCUCAUCGGUUUCAAAGCAUCGUUCAGCUGUUUCCCUGAAUCGAAGGAUUCUUAAACGGCUUACCCGAGGGA
Molecule: messenger RNA, 4508 nt
Organism: Ceratina calcarata
Lineage: Eukaryota; Metazoa; Arthropoda; Insecta; Hymenoptera; Apidae
Exons: 2
Source: RefSeq, a predicted model, not a curated record